This is a messenger RNA of Phytophthora sojae, 411 nucleotides long. RefSeq lists its product as hypothetical. The record is from RefSeq and is a predicted model, not a curated record. The annotation marks the transcript as partial. The transcript has a single exon. NCBI's taxonomy places the organism in Eukaryota, Oomycota, Peronosporomycetes, Peronosporales, Peronosporaceae.
AUGCGGUCUCCUCCCGUGCUGCUUUGCGUCGCGGUAGCUCUCCCCACGCGAGUCCAAGCGCUGCCACACGUCACCCAGCUGAUCAGCGACCUUCUCAUACCGACCACCCUCGACGCCGCCAUCUACAACGACCUUCAGCGAGUGCUCGGGAUCUACGAGUCGUCUCUCCCCGUGACCUUCAGAGCGAUGGACGGAGCUGCGGCACGAGGGCGGCUCGAUAUCUUACAAAAACUACACGACACCAGACAGGAGGGUUGUUCGUCCGCAGCCUUCCUCGGAGCUGCGGAGAACAACCACGUCAACGUUCUACGCUGGCUCUACGACUUCUACAUCGAGCUCUGCAACCCACCGAAAGAGCUGGCUGCUGCUGCUACGAACGGACACGUGCAAGCGGUGGAGAUGCUACGCGAA